UUGCCGUGUGAAUGCUCUCAAGACAAACUGUUCCAUAAUCUUCCCCGGUACCGAGGUCAGGCUGACAGCUCACCUUCAACAAAGCCCAGAACUGAAUUCGUAACUUAGUCAGAACUUUGUUGUGGUGAACUCAAGGUUUGUUCCUGAGGUUGAAUCCUAAAAGCAAUGGCAAAUCGAUGCCUGCCCCAGCUGUUUUUGACCGAUGAGAUGGUUGAAGUCCUCAGGUCAACCAUGGAGACCCCAUCCCAGACCUCGGUGAGCUGAAGGGGAGGGAAGAGUCAUGACAAAGAUGGCAGCUUAAGCCAAGCAAGAAAGGAGAAUAAGAGCUAGGCAGGAGGACAUGGUGUCUGGUGUCCUCUGCUCGGCAAUUAAUAACUGGGAGAUCCUUGGCUGACCUGCUGCCAGUUGUGGUCCCACGGGCAUGUCUGCAGCCUCACCACGACACUUGCCUGUGGGGAUGGAGAAAAGGACCUCUUGCAGAUGGCCUCAGCAGGUUUGGGCCAAAUUCCUGCUUCAGAUCUGAAUGAGAUAGUAGCUGAAAGUGGAAAAGGCUGCUCUCCUUCCCUGCCAAGAGCACUUGCUGCCUGUCCCAAGCUUCUGAGAUGCUUCUGAAGGGUUGCCAUGCUGGUGCCCACACCUGAUCCGCUGGUCUCAGCCCCUUCGGUGGGGCCAUACCGGAGUCUGCUCCCCAUCAAGGCAAUGGGCCAUUUGAUGCUCAUCCAUUUUCUUGUCUGUUGGCUACGGAGUCUGCAUUGUGUAUGAGCAGACACACUUGCUGGGGCGAAGCUAAGACACUACAACCAAGCCCUGCAACUCCCCCAGCCCUCCCCGUCCCCCUUCUGAUGUCCUCUUGCACAGUGGACCCAUGGGAUGUCACCCACAGCAGCUGCAGACAGAGGAUGCUUGCUGGUCACCAACGAUCAAGCUGAAAGUAGAAGAUUCGGUUCCCCUUGAUCCACGUGAUGCAAGAGCCACUGGGGAGCCGGGGGAUGGAGUGUGGAAAGUGUCCUUUCCCAGCUGCCUUCAUCAGGUCUUCAGCAUAUUUCUUCUCCAGCUGGUGAUGGUGGACCUGAUCUCAGCCCCUGCCAAGCCUACCUCUUCCUGCACCCCUGCCAGUCUGGGAGCAGCUUCUCCAAAAGUCCUUUGCUGUCCGCUGGGCACCCUAUGGGUGACAGACUAUCCAUCCAUGCUGGUCUUGGGGCUGCAGAGAUCCUCCUCAUCCUAGCAGGGCUGUGCGCGUCAGGUCCUGCCAACGUAAGGCUGGUGAAUGGCCCUGACUCCUGCACGGGCCGGCUGGAGGUGUUUUACAGUGGUACCUGGGGGACGGUGUGCGAUGACCACUGGGACCUCAAUGGUGCCCGCGUGGUCUGCCGGCAGCUGGGCUGUGGGAUGGCGCUGUCGGCCGUUGGCGGGGCUCGCUACGGGCGAGGAGCAGACCCCAUCUGGCUGGACAACGUACGGUGCACUGGGACGGAGGCUGCCCUUUCCGAGUGCCAGGCACGGCCCUGGGGAGCCCACAACUGCGGGCACGGGGAAGACGCCAGCGUUGUGUGCUCAGGGGCACCCGUUCCAGGUUCGACGCAUACCAGGCUGGUGAACGGCUCUAGUUUCUGCUCCGGCAGAGUUGAAGUCUUCCACAAUGGUGAAUGGGGUACCGUGUGUGACGACAACUGGAGCCUGGUGGACGCCAAAGUGGUGUGCAGGGAGGUGGGCUGUGGCCAAGAACUGUCAGCUCUGUCUGGGGCUGCCUUCGGGCAAGGGUCGGGGCCCAUCUGGCUGGACGAAGUGACCUGUGCUGGGACGGAGGCUGCCCUUUCUCUGUGCCAGGCCAGGUCCUGGGGAAGCCAUAACUGCAACCAUGGAGAGGAUGCUGGCGUUGAAUGCAUAGAACCGACUCAGGUCCGGCUGGUGAAUGGCUCCAGCCGCUGCUCAGGGCGAGUUGAGGUCCACCACAACCAGCAGUGGGGGACAGUGUGCGAUGACAACUGGGACGUGAACGAUGCUGAGGUGGUGUGCCGGCAGCUGGGCUGCGGGCUGGCCAUGUCAGCCCCUGGCAGGGCUCUGUUUGGGCAAGGACACAGUCCCAUCUGGCUGGAUGAGGUGAACUGCACUGGGAUGGAAGGUGCCAUCACUGAAUGCAGCUUCAGGCCCUGGGGAGUCCAUAACUGCAACCACAGAGAAGAUGCGGGUGUCAUAUGCUCAGACCCCACGGAGCUACGGCUGGUGAACGGCCCGAAUCGCUGCAUUGGGCGCCUCGAGGUGCUUCAUGACCAGCAGUGGGGGUCCGUGUGUGACAACGACUGGGACAUGGAGGAUGCCAAAGUGGUGUGCCGGCAGCUGGGCUGCGGCGCUCCAAUCUCUGCUCCAGGCUGGGCUAGGUUUGGCAGGGGCUAUGACCCCAUCUGGUUGGAGACGGUCAGCUGCCAGGGGACGGAGGCUGCCCUUACCAAGUGCAGAACCCAGGUGUGGGGCACCCACAGCUGCCACCACGGGGAAGAUGCCAGUGUGGUGUGCUCAGACCCGAUGGCACUUCAGUUGGUAGAUGGCCCACACCGCUGCGCUGGGAGGGUCGAGGUGCUUCAUCAGCAGCAGUGGGGCACAGUGUGUGACGAUGGCUGGGACCUGCAGGAUGCCGAGGUGGUGUGCUGGCAGCUGGGCUGUGGGGCGGCAGUGGCAGCCCCAGGCUUCGCUCACUUUGGCCGGGGACGUGAUCCCAUCUGGCUGGACCAAGUGAACUGCACAGGGACCGAGUCCGCCCUUUCCGAAUGCAGGGCCAAGCCGAAAGGAGUUCACAAGUGCCACCACAGAGAAGACGCUGGUGCGGUGUGCUCAGACCCUACCGAGGUCCGGCUGGUGAACGGCUCAAAUCGCUGCUCUGGGAGAAUUGAGGUGCUGCACAACCAGCGAUGGGGAAGCGUGUGUGAUGACAACUGGGACCUGGAUGAUGCAGAAGUAGUGUGCCGGCAGCUGGGCUGUGGGAUGGCUGUAGCCGCUCCACCCAGAGCUCAGUUUGGGAUGGGGCACGAGCCCAUCUGGCUGGACGAUGUGAACUGCACCGGCACCGAGGCUGCCCUCUCUGAGUGCAGGGCCAGACCGUGGGGAGAGAGUAACUGCAACCACCGAGAAGAUGCCAGCGUGGUGUGCCUGGGACUAGCUCAGCUCCGGCUGGUGAAUGGCUCCAGCCGCUGCUCCGGGAGGGUCGAGGUGCUUCAUAACCAGCAGUGGGGGACGGUGUGUGACGACGGCUGGGACCUAAACGAUGCCGAGGUGGUGUGCCAGCAGAUGGGCUGCGGGGUGGCUCUAUCAGCUCCAGGCUCGGCUCAUUUUGGGCCAGGGUCCAACCAUAUCUGGCUGGGUGAAGUUGAGUGCACGGGGGCAGAAGUUACCCUCUCUGAAUGCAGGUCCAGGAUGGAGGAACCCAUUAAUUGUCACCAUGGGGAAGAUGCUGGUGUUGUGUGCUCAGACCCCCCGGCAUUGCGGCUGGUGAACGGCUCAAGCCUCUGUGCUGGGAGAGUUGAAGUGCUCCACCAGCACCAGUGGGGGACCGUGUGCGAUGACAGCUGGGAUGAAGAGGAUGCCGCGGUCGUGUGCCGGCAGCUGGGCUGCGGGACGGUGGUCUCAGCCCCUGGUGCAGCUCAGUUUGGGAAGGGGCACAAUGCCAUCUGGCUGGACGACGUGAACUGCACAGGGAAGGAGGACACCCUCUCGGAGUGCCUGGCCAGGCCAUGGGGGACACACAACUGUGACCAUGGGGAAGACGCCAGUGUGGUGUGCUCAGGCUAUGUUACCGUCAGACCUCCGCAGCCUCUGCCGCUGUUCCCGUUGCUGGUCUCGAUCAUCCUUUCAGUCUUGAUGCUGGUCUGCGGGACUCUUCUGUACCAGAGGAGGAGGCGAAUGCAAAACAGGUCUUUUAAUUUCCCCCAAGGUUCUGUGCACAUGGAGGAGCUGGUUGUCUCUGACACGUACCUCUUGAUGCUGCGAGAAGAGCAAGCAGCAGCCAAGGUGGCUCCUGCUGGGGAUGCUGACAACAAGAGAGCUCAGCACAGCCUGUGACCAGCCCAGACCUAAAACUCCAGUGAUGCAGCUCCGUCCCAGCACACAGCUCUUUCACCAAGGGCCCAGGACCACCUCGUCUCUACAGAGCUAGGUCACUACAUCCACCACCCAUCUCCAUGCCCACCUUGGUCAGUUAACCUGAGCGAUACAAGGCAUGACACAUACUGUGCGGCACCAAUGGUCUGCACGCAGAAGACAUUUGAUGCGUAGAAAUUUAAAAAAAAUUUUUUUUUUCAAAUUUCUCUUUCAAAUUUUUUUUUGGUGCAUUUUUGAAAAUAAAAACUUUCUGUAAGACUCGAGCAGUAUUUUAAUCUUGGAGGGUUUUUUUCUUCUUUUUUUUAUAGCCAGUCAGCGGAGGCUGCAAAGUUUACCCCAAAGUAUAUGCCAGGCACUUGUUUCCCUACAGUGGUUAAGUUGAACAGUUUUGCAAACUGCACCUGAAAGCUCAGUUUAGGCCUCACGCAGAUAUUUAUAGAGCCAUCUGAGAUGCCCUAGUUUUAGGACAUUGAUAUGGGACUGGCAAAUGUGACAAAGGACCUACAGCUCAGUAGAUGCAUCUGUAUGGUGGCUAGUAGAUUUCGCUGAUCUCUUCCAUCUGCUGUAUUCCCAAACACGCUCCUGUGCCUUGUAUCCUUGGACAUCAGACUCCUGGGUCUUCUCAGAGGUCAGAGGCUUCUUGUGAAGGGCUUGGAGGGCAUGGAGGUGCAAGUCAGCCAUGCAGAGGAAUGCUGGCAGGAGGUUUAAGAAGCUCUGGUCAUAGAAAUAAGCACUGGGUACCACCGCAGCUCAUGCCAAUCCAAGUGGUAUGGGACUAUGAGCAGCUGAGCAGCCCCUUGUGUUGAGAGGAUGGUCCUGCUCAUGAAGGACCAGGAAAAUAGAAAGGUAGUCAACCAGAGGGAAACAGACUGAGCGAUGUGAUAAAUACGGUGGCUGUGGUGAGGGAAAAGCAUGAACAUCUGCAAGGCAGGGGGAAGAGAGGAAACAGGGGAUGCACGCUGGGUCCCAGGGUCUUAGAAGAUGAAGGUUUGGAGUGCCCUGAGAGGAUUGACCAAGCUGGACAACAGAAGAUGGCUUGCACAAUGUGUGGAAAGCAUCUGCCAAGGGAAAUGAGGAGUGCACAGAGAGCCCAAAUGGACCAAACGCUUGGAGAACUAAUGAGUAAAAGCUGAUCCUACAGUAUGCAGGACAAUUGCAAAGGAGGACCAGACAAGACUAUGGCCAAGUCUGUGGCUGUGGUAUGUAUGGAGGAGUGUUUAAGGCUUGUGGAAGUAUUCUCUGAGUAGUAACUCUUUGUGUUAAACUUGUAGUAAGCCUUGCGUGAACAUUUCAUAGUCCAGUUGAUGGUGAUGUUGGGAAUUUUCAUUUAAUACCUGCAUGGAUGUGGCUUGGUCCUGGGCUCUAUUGCACUAAAAAGGAGUUGCCUGGGGCACACACUCCUUAGUUUCUGCCACUUUUCCAGGUCCUAUGCUUACUUUUCUGCUGUUCCCUCAGUCUGAAGGUCAAUGGCACCAGUCUUCCUCAUGCAAGGGGGCUUGGCAGUGGGUUAUCAGGGAUCCAAGCUUUUUCCUGGGAAGAGUGUGAUGUUGAUGGGAUUUCUUCAUCCUCCUCACCUUCUGUUUUCAGAUUCACAUGUUUUCUGACAUACCUUCACACUUUGUUCUUCCCUUAUCUGCCCGCAGAUCAAUAUUGCACCCAAACCAACUAUAUAUGAGGCUUUUUCUCUGUGUUGGGUACUUUUUCUUUGUUACUCCUAAAACUGUUUUUGUCCAGAUACAGGCCUGCAAGCUGACGAUCGGUGAGCUGCUAAUAGCCUUGGGCUUUCCAGUGUGCCCCAUCUCUUAUCAUCCCAUGCCUGUCCCCUACACUGACUUGUGUGUUUCCACUUCUCAAGGCUUCUGCUGUAACAUCAUCUUUAUAUUUCUCCCCGGGUUUGAGGGCCCCAAGAUACCCCUAGAUACACUCCAAGGGCUGCUUCUGGAGGGUGGUAGGGGCUACAGCAGGGCUGGAUCCUUCACCCCUUAUCCAGUCCCCCAAAGCUAUCUCAGCAGGUCUUGUCCCAUGAGGCACCCAGGUCCUGGCACCACGACCUGGGGUAUGCAACACAUGAUCCCUUUCAUGCUACAGGAACAUCCCUUAGUCAGCUGAAAUAUACCUUACUUCAGGCACUUUGAGAUGAAAACAUACAUCAGGAUUAAUAGUUCUGCCUUAGGCCACAAGGACAUCCUGUGCUGACCCCUGACUGCCUUGGUCCUGCUCUCUGCUAAAGAACAGGGUAACGGUCAUUCCCCUAAUGACCCUAAUGAGGGUAACGGAGAUACACACAGCAGGUUUUGCAGAGUUAGCUUUUCUUUCUUCUCGUUCCUAAAGCUGUGGCCCAGGGUUAUGCUCUACCACAGAAGUACAGUUCCCUUUUCAGCCUUUUCCUGGCAUCGUUUAGAGGAGUUCAGCUCCAGGGUCUUCCCUUGCAUGGCUGGGUGGUCGUCUCAGGCUACUGCAGAGCCUCCUGCUCCUUCAUCUUCUCUGCAGAUGAGCUGUUCUGGACACAUCCCUGGGUUGCUUCAGUUUGAUGCAACCUGGGUAUUCGAUCAGGGAUGCUUGGUUGGCUCUUUGUGGAGGGCUGGGAGGUGAGACGGGAUAUCCAGCUACCAAUGUGGUGGGACAGGCAGUGCACCCACCACCCAACAUCUCCUUGGGCACUAAUUUUGACUGUAAAACCUGUCCAUUCUUCAGGUUGUGUUUAAAGCCCAUGGAGGUGGCAAGAAAGCAUUAGGAGUGGGGUAAAGCUCUUUUUAAGGGUAUAAAAGGGAUCUGGGUAGCUAAGCGCAUGUGUCUAACAGCAAUGAGGGACAUAGGGCACCUUGCAAAAAGGAACUGACACCCAUGCACAAGUCUCUGAAACAUCCAAGGUUGGGGUGUGCUGGUCCUACAUGCAUUUUCCAGUCUGUCCCUGCAGUCCCUUUUAGCGUCCUCUGCAAAUGGGCCCUGGGGGUAACUCCAGUCCAUGCCCUGCAGCCCCAGGACACUGACACUUCUGACCCAUCAGUCACGCUGCCUUCAUGUGGUGAUAAAUAAGGCAAUGGCCCUUGCUCACAGAGGUACUUCUUCAUGGGCUCUUCAUUUUUGUGUGUCUUGAGUAUCAUUGCAGUGAUGAUCCCCCAGGAGGGAGCUCCUUUGGGAGGCCCUUGUGGGAGGUUCAGUAUGGAGGACACCAAAGGAUGGGAAGAUGAAGGUACGGUGAGGGGUGUCAGUGUCUGGGCAGGCAAUGAUUUGCUUCAUAUCCUCCUCCCCAGUCAUGACCACGACACUGAGCACAGCUUAGGUCCCUCUCCAGUACCACCUCCUCCCCGCUGUCAGCCCUGGUGGGGCUGGACUCUGCCCCUGGAGGGUCUGCAAGAGCAGCUAGGACUGCUUGGCUGCCUGUGCCAGAUCCAGAACUGCAAGGAUCCUCAGGGGCUCUGGGGUGGAUCCGAAGGGCUUCCAGGGCAUCUGGCAGCCUGAAUGUCCAGGGAUGGUGCUGGGGAGUCCUACAAGAGGGGGAUCAGGUGUUUUGGAUAAAAAUUUUCAAGCUGUGGGCUUCCUCCAUCCCUGUUGGGGCUGAUGGAUUUUCACCAGCUCAAGUUAUUCCGUGGGAUCUCUUCUUUACCUUUAUCUAGACAGAGUUUGCAACAAAUUAAUUUAUCGUUGAAGGGGAGGAUGAGAGAUUUUGGAUGCUUCAGAUCAGCGGAAGAUGCUGAGAUGUGAAGGCUGAGGGGUAGCACAAGAUGAGCCUGCAUUGCAUCAGCCAUGGUGGGCUGAACCAUGGAGAUGCUGGCAUGUGUAGACCUCAGUCAUUUGCAAAGACCCAGAGUGCUGAAGCGCAGAUAUCUGUGCUGGGCUGCCAUUACAGUCACUGGGAGCAGUCAGCAGAUUAAAACGAGCCGCACAAGAAGAUCCUGAUGGCUUCUCUCAUCUUUCAUCGCCGCCUUGCAGAGAACAGUUCGCAACACUCAGCUCUUGGCACAUACGUGAUCUCUUUGCUCUCCGUGGAAGGUGCAAGCAAGUUUGGAGACUGCAAGGCAGUCACAGGAUAGUGUUUCCAACUGCUUGCCCUCGAAUAAUAAGGUGAUUUUCUGCCAUCUAGCUACACAUCCAUGCAAUGCAAUGCAAGGAAAUUCAUGGUGCACCAUGUCUGGCUUUGAGUGUUUUCAUUUUCCAGUAGGCAGCUGCAAACGAGUACUCUGAAAUCAUCAUCUCUGUGUGCUGCAGCAGCCAAAAAAACCCCAACAAAACGUUGCAUAUCCUAAGAAGAGCACUGAGAACAAGACAGGGGGUAUAAUUUUGCUGCAAUAUACAAUCCUUAUUCUUCCACGCCUUUUGCAGUGUGUGUAGUGCUGGUCACCACAUCUCAGGAAGGGUGUACUGCACAUAGAGCAGGUCCAGAGAGUGCACAAAGGGCUGGGAGCUUCUGGAAGCUGCUGCCCCAGCGAGGGUUGUGGAGGCUGAUGCUGUCACCUAGAUCAAAGAGAAAUUAAGCAAAAACAUGAAUUAUGCAUCUAAAAGUAGAUGCUAAAUGGAACAUGCUUAACACAAGAAGUCUAGAUGCUGGGAGGUUGGAGGCCAUCAGAAGUGGCCUGGUUUGCAAGUUGACCCUGUCUCCUGUGCCACUUAUGGUAUGGAUUGGAUUGAACACUUCUCAGAUCCAGUGGGAAAUAUUGUAUAACUUAUCUUUAGCUCUUACUUUGGAGUUAAA
Messenger RNA from Aquila chrysaetos chrysaetos, 8785 nucleotides. Its product is annotated as deleted in malignant brain tumors 1 protein-like. Lineage: Eukaryota; Metazoa; Chordata; Aves; Accipitriformes; Accipitridae. The record is from RefSeq and is a predicted model, not a curated record. Bases 1165 to 4053 code for a protein of 962 amino acids. Gene Ontology annotation, cellular component: membrane. The transcript is spliced from 11 exons.